This is a messenger RNA of Planococcus citri (citrus mealybug), 1374 nucleotides long. RefSeq names its product solute carrier family 25 member 3-like. Gene Ontology annotation, molecular function: phosphate transmembrane transporter activity. The coding region runs from base 157 to 1245 and encodes 362 amino acids. Gene Ontology annotation, biological process: mitochondrial phosphate ion transmembrane transport. The transcript has 8 exons. Gene Ontology annotation, cellular component: mitochondrial inner membrane. Lineage: Eukaryota; Metazoa; Arthropoda; Insecta; Hemiptera; Pseudococcidae. The record is from RefSeq and is a predicted model, not a curated record.
UUCUCAACAUGGCCAUGAAAUUGGCAAAUUUUUCGACCGUGAUCUGUUUGAAAACUUUUAUCAGUAGCUUUAAGUAACACCUCGGUGUAUGUUUUAAGUUCGCGGAGUAAUUUUUUUAUAUUUUAUUUUAAUUCGUCGUUAAGUUUUAAGUGCAAGAUGACGCAGUCUGUGCUCGAUUUAAUGAGAAACAGCGGCUUUCAUAAUUCACUAUUCGUGAAUUGUGAAGCUAAGAAUCAGCUAGCCAAUCCUGUAUACUCGAUGCAACGAAAUCAAUCAACUAUGGCUGCUUCAGUCGCCGAAGGAGAUAGUUGUGAAUUUGCAUCGAACAAAUAUUACGCUUUGUGUGGUCUUGGAGGUAUAUUAUCAUGUGGUAUUACUCAUACACUCGUCACACCUUUGGAUCUUGUCAAGUGUAGAUUACAAGUCGAUCCAGCUAAAUAUAAGAAUGUCGUUAAUGGAUUCAAAGUAACCGUCGCUGAAAAUGGAGUUCGGGGUUUAGGUCUCGGAUGGGCACCAACUUUCUUCGGAUAUUCGACGCAGGGUCUAUGCAAAUUCGGUUUAUACGAAGUUUUCAAAGUUCUCUACUCCGAUUUAUUGGGUGAAGAGAAUUACUACGUGUAUCGUACAUGGGUUUACUUAGCAGCAUCAGCAUCUGCCGAAUUUUUCGCCGAUAUUGGUCUCAGUCCUAUGGAAUCUGCAAAGGUCAGAAUUCAAACACAACCCGGAUUUGCCCGUACAUUAAGGGAAGCGAUACCUAUGAUUUAUAAAGCCGAAGGUAUGAAUGGAUUUUACAAGAGUUUAGCGCCACUUUGGAUGCGACAAAUACCAUACACUAUGAUGAAAUUCGCAUGCUUUGAAAAAACUAUUGAAAUACUGUACCAAUACGUUGUUCCUAAACCACGAUCGGAAUGCACAAAAGGCGAACAACUAGUCGUAACCUUUGCCGCAGGUUACAUAGCUGGAGUAUUUUGCGCCAUUGUUUCGCAUCCCGCAGACACGGUAGUUUCGAAAUUAAAUCAAAACAAAGGCGCUAGCGCUCUCGAUGUCGCUAAAAAACUCGGUUUCGUCGGUUUGUGGGGAGGUAUACUUCCUAGGAUUGUUAUGAUUGGUACGUUGACCGCUGCUCAAUGGUUCAUUUACGACGCUGUAAAGGUGUACUUACGAUUGCCCAGACCACCUCCACCUGAAAUGCCAGAAUCUUUGAGAAAGAAAUUGGAAGCGUCGGGUGAAUUGAAGAAUCACUAAGUCGCAAAAAUUCAGUAAAAUUCGUAGUCAUCGAAUCCGACCAUGAUUAUAAUGAAUGGUGUAGCUAAUUUGUAAAUAUUGUAUCAAUGUAUCGUGAUGUAAAAAAAAGUAAAUUGUUGUUUCGUUUAA